AUGCCCCUGUACGCCGUCGUCUCAUCCAGGCAGGCUACGGAAAAGGGAACUCCGUUCGUCCGCAUACGGCAGUCGAGCAGCAUCGACCAUGAUUCGUACGCAUACUACUCCGCCUGCAAGGUCACGCAAGUAAUCAAGCGUCGUGUUUUCUUCCCCUCGGUAGCCCAUUCUCUCCGCGACCCACUCCGAUACGUCAAAGCACUUUCAUCCGGGAUCCAGUCUGCCACUCGUAACUACCUCGCCCGCACCCCGCCCACCAUGCCAGUCAUCCCAACACCUUAUUCGGGUCUCCAGCUCGAUGAAGACACCCGCCCCUCUCCGUACACACCCGACUCGAUGUGCGCGCGUCGGUCGCGCUCACUGGUGGAACGCGCCCUCUCUUCCUCCUCUCGACGGAACGUGAGCCAGUUCGUGCAUGACUUUCGCGCACGUCUCCUCCGUGCCUCGAUCACCUUGCCAGCCGCCCUAGUCGACCCGGACGUCAAACUCCCCGACGCGGCCGUGUUACCCCGUGGGCUGCGUACCGUGCUUAAAGGCGGGUACCACAAGCGCCAGGCUGCGGUCUUUCACGAGGCACGCGUGGAUGCGACGUGA
Messenger RNA from Epithele typhae, 594 nucleotides. RefSeq lists its product as uncharacterized. Lineage: Eukaryota; Fungi; Basidiomycota; Agaricomycetes; Polyporales; Epitheliaceae. Bases 1 to 594 code for a protein of 197 amino acids. The record is from RefSeq and is a predicted model, not a curated record. The transcript is spliced from 3 exons.